This is a messenger RNA of Carya illinoinensis, 561 nucleotides long. RefSeq names its product glycine-rich cell wall structural protein 1-like. Bases 1 to 561 code for a protein of 186 amino acids. The transcript has a single exon. The record is from RefSeq and is a predicted model, not a curated record. Lineage: Eukaryota; Viridiplantae; Streptophyta; Magnoliopsida; Fagales; Juglandaceae.
AUGGAUUCUAAGCUUCUUUUGGUGGUGCUUCUCGGUGCACUUAUUUGCACUCAUGCUAGAGAGCUUGUCAAUCAAAAGGCCGGUACAUUUAAAGUGGAGAAGACAUUCUUCCACCACUUCCCUGGUUAUGGUGGUGGGCUAGGUGGUGGUGCUGGUGGGCGGGGUGGCUUGGGUGGUGGAGCUGGACUUGGUGGAGGUUCUGGCUUGGGUAGUGGAGUUGGGCUUGGCGGGGGUUCUGGCUUGGGUGGAGGUGGAGGUGGAGGGUUUGGUGCUGGUGGGCAGGGUGGCUUGGGUGGUGGAGUUGGACUUGGUGGAGGUUCUGGCUUGGGUAGUGGAGUUGGGCUUGGCGGGGGUUCUGGCUUGGGUGGAGGUGGAGGUGGACGGUUUGGUGGUGGUGGCUCGAGUUUUGGAGGUGGAUCUGGAGGUGGCUUUGGGUCUAGAGCUGGAGGGCUUGGAGGUGGCAGUGGUGGAGGGUUUGGAGGCGGUGGCAAUGGUGGCGGUGGGGUUGGGGGUGGAUAUGGCGGAGGAGCUGGUGGAGGUAUCGGAGGUGGAUUGCCUUGA